UUUUAUUUAAUUUAUUCAUGUCUUCUUCAUCAUUCUCUUCUUCAAAUUCCUCUGAUCAACUCGACCUACUCGAUAACCUUCGAACAAAAAAUUUAAAAAUAAAAAAUGAAGAAAAUGAAGAAAAUAAAAUUCAAAAAGAAGAAGAAAAUAAAAAUAUUCCGAAGUAUGCAUAUUUUAUUGGUGGAGGCCUUGUUUCCGUAUUUUUAUUUGCUGGAGUGUAUUAUUUGGUUAGAGGGAGACGAAACAAAAAUUUUUGAUUAUUU
Messenger RNA from Meloidogyne enterolobii, 263 nucleotides. Lineage: Eukaryota; Metazoa; Nematoda; Chromadorea; Rhabditida; Meloidogynidae. The record is from the annotation of a GenBank genome assembly.